UUCGCCUUCUUGGGCCAUUUCUGCGCGGAGCACGACGAGCCGCUCAAGCUCUUCUGCAAGCAGGAUCGCGUCCCCAUCUGCGUGAUCUGCCGGGACCUGCCUGAGCACCGAGGGCACGACUUCCUGCCCACCAAAAACGCGGUGGAUUACGCGCAGAAAAAACUGAAACCAUACCUAAAGUCCCUGAAGAAGAAACUGAGAGACAUGGUUAUCAAUGAGUCUGAUCAGCAGAAGGAAAUUGCAAGCCUUGAGAGUUGUACCGAAGAUACAUUGAGUUACAUUGGCAAGGAAUUUGGGGUUCUCCAUCAGAUCUUGCAUGAGAAGGAAGAAGAUAUUAAGAGGCAGUUCCAGGAGCUGAAGGAGCUGAAUCUGGACGAGAUGCAGGACGCCUUAACCUCUUUUAAAGAUGACAUGUCCUCAUGCACUAAGCACAUUGCCAGCAUUAAAGCGGCAUUAGCAACUACAGAUAGUGUUGCCUUUCUCAAGGACUUCAAGGACCUGAUGGACGAAGUCAAGGAGGGUCAUUUCAAGUGUGUAGAAGAUGACACUGGCAAUGCGAAUUAUGAAGAGUGGGGCACAAGUGAUGAAGAGAGUGACUCAUCUGAUAAAAGCCCAAGUGAUAGUGAGGGGGAGAAGUCAGCCCAAGCAGAGCCUGGCGAUAACAAAGGACUGGGGGCCAUUCUGCUGGAAGAAGACAAAGAUGACAGUGAAGAAGAAGAAGAAGAGGAAGAAGGGGUGGAGGAUGACAGAUUGGUACCAGUGAUGACAGAAGUUGAAGAAUUCACUGCCUCCUUAGACUUUGAAGCUUGGAAGUUAAUGUUGAAGAGUAUAGAGCCAAAGGAGGACUAAAACAGUGCAUCUGCAGUUAAUCGGAAGGGGUGAUCAUGACUCUAGCUUUGCAAGAAACUGCACCCUGGAAGUAAGACAAAUGGCUCUGGGUAGAGUUACUUGCUGGACUUCAACAGAUGGCCCUAAGCACUCGGAUUAGAGGGGGGGGGGAGUGGAAUUCAAUUCUCUAUAAGAAUGGCUGAAACCGGAAACUUUGGCCAUUGCCAUGAGGCAGUAAUGUUUAUUUUCAUUCGUUUAUUAUAGCAAGCACUGUUUUCAGAUAUUUAUUCAGUGGGAGUGUGGUCUGUCUUUUGACAACAACUCCCAGACUGUCUCACUCAGCAGGGCCCAUUACCUAUGCAGACUUGGGAAUUCUAUAUGUUGUACUCCAGGAAAAAACAUUUCUAGUUUCAGUUGGGGAUAUGGACACUUUGGUUCUCUAGUAUCACCAUUACUUUUCGGAUUAAUUAAACUUUAUAACUGAAAAUUU
Pogona vitticeps (central bearded dragon) is the source of this 1318-nucleotide messenger RNA. RefSeq names its product nuclear factor 7, brain. The record is from RefSeq and is a predicted model, not a curated record. Gene Ontology annotation, molecular function: zinc ion binding. NCBI's taxonomy places the organism in Eukaryota, Metazoa, Chordata, Lepidosauria, Squamata, Agamidae.